CUUUGCCCUGAGUCUCAAGAAAAUACUUGUUCCGAACUGCGAAACCGUUGCUUCCAAUAAACUGCUCAAACUAGUUAAAUUAGGCCUAGCUGUAUCUAAAUGUAGGUGGCCCGACUUCUAACUAAUUCCUUUUCAGUUCUUGAAGAUUCGAAUCUCAAGGAUCCUACUCAGAGUGCACAUUCCUUCCGAUCCGGUUCUCAAUUUGAUUGUAAGAGAGUUUAUGUGCUUUUAAAUAAUCAUUUAUUAUGCGAGUCCACGAACUCAUAUCUCACGUUUUCUAUCAUUGUUUCGGUUUAUGCUAUUUUGCAUCUUGGUGUUUCGUCAUAAUUGGACAUUUUUGACCAACUUUAAACGAUGUUUUAGCCAGAAUCGCCUGUGCCCUUCUAAGCGACACCUUAGUAGGAGUUUUUCGUCUACAUCGGCCGCGCAAUAGACAUUUUUGCAAGAAGAUAUUUCUUUAGCUGGUUCGGGUUUUUAAUUUAUGGAAGGAUUUUGAGUCGAUUACUCUUUCACCAGACGGGUUUCAUUAAACCAAAAGCCAUUAACCCAUAAGUGGUGUACUACGUCCAAGUUCCCCUUUUUAUGUACACUUUUGAUGGAGCUCCGAGUUGUUUGUAAUUCGAAAGUUAUGAGUUUCCUUGAUUUUGAUGAUUGGCUUGCUUUUUGCUGCGUUCUACUAAAAUGGUCAUCUCCCCAUUCCUCACUUGUAUAUUUCAGCUUCGUUUUUUUCAACUCUGAACAAUGCCCAUAACCAACAGCAGCAACAGCAGAAUGGAACUUCAUCGGAAUCUUCAGCAUUCAUCGCCGGCGCAGCCCAAGCAAUCAAGUUAGAGCCGGGUGAAAGGGACCCAAAUGCGUUUAAUUUCUCUUUUACUACUUACCCACGACCCUGGGCUCAGGCAAGUUCCCCAAUUAGCACACCUAUUCGUUAUUGACAUAUUUACAUAUUCGGAUUCAAAACUAAUGGUUUAUUCUACCCGCAGUGUGGGGUACUUAUCACAGAGUUGUUUCGCAAAGUAUAAGGCAUAAUGAGGUAGUCUUGUUAGUACAAGCCCUUCUCAGGGAUCAAGUAUUUCGUUUUCAAAAAAGACACACUCCUUCUGUAGACAGACUUACUUGAAAUUGUCGUGUCCCCGCAACAACUCUUGCGUACGUGUUUACUGAAUUGACACACUGACCGAGGACGCCAGUUUUAAAGUCUUUCGAUCUAAAAGUUACCCUCUUUUACAAAAUGCAGAGGCCCCGCAGUGCCCUUUUCUCAUCUUGUGUAACAUAGGCGCGACCUCAUAACUUGCGUAGGAUCAGGUAUUUACUAGAACUUCGGAGUCUGUUUACCACAACUUUCCCUUUCGCCUCAGACUUUACGACUUCUAAGGCUAGGUUCGGUUGAAGCCUUCACAACAGGAUAAUCGGUUUAUUAUCCUCACUAUCCCCGUAUCAGUCCAGACUUAUUCGAUGCCGGCCUUCAACCUCUAAUGCAAUUUGUUCUUCCAACUGCAUGCCGGCCUGACUUGGGACUCUUGCCCAAGUUAUUUGGUCGUUGAGUCCUUGAGUCAUACGCUCUGUCAGCUUACCUGCGUGUUUGCGUUCUGUCGGCAGUGUUCGAAAUCGCAUGGGAGUGUCUUUCACUGGUCUGUAUUAACAGCAACCUUGCACGCGACCGAUUCCGUUUUGUUUUGAUUCUUAAAUAUAGAAAUAUCGCAGGCGGUCGCACAACAACAAAGCAUAAACACUCGAGUAGUGUUACCUAUAAAGGAAAGGGAUAAUAAAAUAGGCAUUUCUGACCUUGAUGUUUUCAGAUACCAAUACACCAAGUAUGUUCUGGAACAACUUAAAAUUUUAAUCCGGGCCAAUUGAUUAUCGAGCAUCUGACCUUCACCCUCUAUCCUCUGAGCCGUGAGAAUCAACUGUUUUUCGUACAAACGUCUGAAAAGAUGGGUGGGCACCACCUUCAGACAACUUUGUUUCGGCCCCAGCGAGCUUUAUUCUUCAAAUGGUUGACGGAAAACUGCUUUAAUUUUAUAGGAAGCUACUCAAGUAGCUGAGAAUUUGAUUGCUUCGUCACAUACUAUCGCUUUCUCAUCCUUUUGACACGCGAUUGCGUCCAAUAAUAGGGGCAGAUUCAAAUGCCGUUUUCCAAUGGUUCGUCUAUGUCGUUCUAUUUUCUCUGGUGGUUCACUGACAACUUUUAUCGUCAGGUCGUGCGGGAUUGCAGCAGAAGUUUAGGCGGUAUAUAGUAAAGGCAUAAUAACUUCCACACUGACUCGUACUCCUGUGAGUUUUCCCGUUAAAAGUAAGAUCGAACCAUAAAAAUGGAGGUUCACGCAGACUACCCUGUUCAUGUUCAUGGGCGAUCCCAAUUUCUUCGUCGUUUCUCCUGCACACAUAAAGCAUACUUGUUGUGUCCUGUGUGGCUUUUUUGCCUUUCGACUGCACCCAAGCUUUUUAGUGCGCCUACGGCCACGCUUUUGUCCUCUGACGGUAUUGUGUUUCCUCCAUCCAUCUUUUUGCAUUCUGAAAAUAGAAAUGCUCCGUUGGCGGGCCAUAAAGGAUGAGACAACUCACCGCCAAACUAGGGCCGCCAUAAUGGUGAUGAUUAUGUUCACGAUGGGAAAACAGAGUUAUGCUUCAUCAUUAUUUGAUAUGAAUAUAGUGCCGCAGGCGAGGAUUUCAGUCUUUGGAUAAUAGAACGCAAUUUUCUCUUUUGUUACCGGUGCAAUAUGGAGUAUUGCGUGCAAAGUUCAUUGACUACUUUGACGGGCACAUUUGGUUGUUGGUCUCCACUGUUUCAGAGCGCGUUUACCGAUAUCUGGCAUAGAAAACCCCUACAGACUAUUUUGUUAGGACGUCUAUGACGAACUUUGUUCGUAUGCUAAAAGCGUCCAAAGAUCCAUUAUGCUUUACGUCAGGCUGACCCCGUUUUCGUGCACAUGUGCUUGGCACUGGGUUUUUAUCGGUUUGCUGCAACACUGGUUUAACCAGCCCAAACCCUUUCCUGCAACCAUCGCCUAAGUCCUCGACAUUUGUCAUCCAGAUGGAGUUCUAUUCUAGAAUAUCGAGGACCGUGGAACCCGGCAUUCUCCCCAAAUUUAUUGGAACCACAUCUGGCCACUUCGCUAGUUUACCACUAGCGUUGUGGUGGCGGCAUUAACUUGGCCAGCACUUCGCUGGACUGACUUUGCAGAUGUGCUCCUCUUCAGGUCAAUGGAUCAGGGCAUGAUUGAACUGUACGAGACGUUACUAGUUUAUCGCUAGGGCGUGUCUCCGAUCGGCAGCGGAGUCCCACACUUGAUCCAUGCAUCGACGCCAUAUUAUUAUCUGAAGAUAUUACUUGUCAGACAUACCGAUCUUCGUCAGGUCAGCAGUUGGUGGGGGCCAGGUUUUGCUGUCAGAGAAUGACUGCGUCGACUUCAUCUCCUACAUUAGUCUUUAUCUUCUGCUGAAUCUUACGACAGAGGAACGGAGGUAGACAAAUCAGUCGACCACUCGAGCCUCGUACCAGCCCUCCUGGACGGGCGGCGUAAUGCAUGCUGAGCACAGACAUCGAACAGUACGGAAGGAAGCAGCCACAUGAACGCAUGAUUUUCUUUCCCGGCCACUCCGGGCGUCCGCCCUUGGUGCAAAUUUGGAUUUCCCUCACCUUACCCCUUCACGCAGUAUGAAACCUAGGCAAAUAAUUAAGUUCGGCGGUUCUCCAGCAUCAUUUUAUGGGAUUCGAAUGGCUCUAAGUGUCACCCGAAGGCAUACCAAGUGGACUAAGAGUAUGCCAACCGAAUGGGGGAUUGAAAGCUGAUAAAGAGGACGAACGACACGCGGCCAAUCAGAGAUGUUUUAGUAGAAGGCCAGUCAACAACAGCUUGGCAUACAAGUGGGUCGUACGAUAAUUGCUAGGGAAGGACUCAGCUUUUGAUCAGGAAGAUCUUAAUCAUAGAGUGCUGGGAGGGCGUCAGGGUGCAGCGCUGGCGCUACUUCGACUACAAAGUCCGAAGAAACCGAGUAGUUAUAUACUGUCUCCGUUCCGUACAGGAAUAACCUGGGGUGUCUUGCCAAAGAGAGUCUGAAAUAUGUGUAUUCACACUAUUUGCGAUCCAGCCACGUAGAACCCACACACAUAUAGCAGUGGUUAGUGUUUCCGCCGGUAGCCAGGACAAGUAACUUCCACUUUUCAUCGACCACGUUGAAACCCCUCGAUACUGAAUAGGGGCGCCAUUAUGCGUAAUUUGAUGGGUUCCAUAUCGGUUAUUAGCCGCAUCACGAAUGAUCGAUUCAAUUUCGGUUGGUUGGCGGUGCACCCCCGGGCAAAAGUUGGUGAGUUGGGACAAUCAUUCUGCAAUCAGCGAGUUCGGGCAACACUCAGAACUAACUCUGCCGUGUCCUCGCUGUCACUGGUUUACGCAAAAGAUUAUAGAUUACGAGACAAAGGAGAUUCUAUUUACCUGGUAUUCGUUGGUCGGUUACUAGUUAAUUGGUGUAAGCUGGGCCGGACAGUAAAGUUUCAAAGAUCGAGUGUGACAGUGACUUUAUCCGUGUACUCACGGCUAUUGCAUUGUCCUCCCUGUUCUGUCCUUCCACUCCUCUCUUUCACUUCUUUCUUCUCCUUCCGUUUUAAUUUUCGUCUGAUUUCGUUUCCUGCUUCUAGUCCACCUCUGCCUGUCAUCCCUCCUUUUUAGUGUUUUUUUGCCUCCUUUCGUCUUUUCCUUUUGCUCUCCCGCGUUUCGUCGUCAUCGUUUGUUUCUGUUCUUUGUUCUCAUUUUGUUUUUCUGUUAUCCUUUACUCCAGUCUCUUCGCCUUGUCCUUUGCUUGUCUCCGUUUUAUUUUCACGUUUGUAUUUUUUCGUCGUGUUUUCCCCUUUGUUCCCUCGUCUCUAGUCUUCGUCUUUUCAUACCCUUCCUUAUCGUCCGUCUAUCCUCUCUCGUUUCUGAUCUCUUCGCCCUUCUCUUCCUAGUCCUUCCUUUCAUUUUUUUGCCAUUGUUUUUUGUUCUCUCCCCUUCAAUCUGCCGUCUUCUCACCACUCGCAUUAUCAGCGACCCUUCUCUUUUUUUCUUCGUUUUACACACCUUUAUUAUUUUUUUCUUUUCGUAUUGCUUUCGACCUCUCUCUCUCUCUCUCUCUCUCUCUCUCUCUCCAUUAUCCAGUUCUUAUUUUAUUGUUUUCGCUCCUUCAUUUCAACUCUGUCUUUGGAGGCUCAUCUGCUAUUAUCUAACUGAGCACGCAUAAGUUUUUACUGGGGGUGGUAAUUGCAGUCUCCCGUAACCGUCUCUAGUGAAAAUAACUUGCAGGGCGUCUGCUGAAAUUGCAACUUUUUUAGUAAGACAGAGAUCGCUCACCGAUCGAAUUGCGGGACCUUCUCGUCCCGUCGUGCCUUUCGACGCAAUCUAGAGCAUCGCCAGGAGCCGCACAGUCCCAGGGGUUGCAAAACCUGGGGCUGGGUGUGGCCGACUGAUGACGGCUGAUAAGCCAAAACUGGCCAUUUCAGUCACUUUUGUCCUUUUCAGUAGUUCUUUUUAAAAAAACCAUCUCUCCCAUGUUGGCGAGCAUCGCCUUCGUGUCAAUGCGUUAACCAUGACAAGACAAGCUGUAGAAUGCCUAAGGGUUCCAUGAAUCCCUGCAUGCCCAGCGGUUUAAAAGGAAUCAUGAUUGAGCUGAUACGAUGCACCUUACUGAAGACGAGGAGUCGUCAUUCGAUUUCCACAACCUCUCGCCUGGUUUAGUUUGAUCCACCUAUUGAAUAUUGGGUCGAUACUGGAGGUUGUAGGGACUACAUGACGGCCGUGGAACCCCCUCUACUUAGACAGCUGUGAAACAAAGCCUAAAGUGAGUUAGCUCUGUCUCGCAAGAAAAUUCUUUUAGCGAAGUCAUAAAGCCAUGCCUCAAGUGUGCGCGUCUCACAGCCGCCAUCGCCACGUCUUCGUCACUUUGUUGCAUGCGGGCUCGCAUGUAUGCUGAGUGACAUCUUUGCCUCCGCAGUUUGAACUUUAUCACCGGCAUAAUUCAGAAGUGCAGUAACACCCACCGCGGGUGGGUCUUUUCAUUGCUCUGACGAGCAAGUCACCACCACCACGCCACCACCACCACCACCACCACCACCACC
This is a messenger RNA of Spirometra erinaceieuropaei, 6091 nucleotides long. The record is from the annotation of a GenBank genome assembly. NCBI's taxonomy places the organism in Eukaryota, Metazoa, Platyhelminthes, Cestoda, Diphyllobothriidea, Diphyllobothriidae.